AUGUUGGCCGCGAAUACCAUCGAAUCUACGGAGAAGAUCCUUACUCCACCCGGUGAAUCCGGCUCCACGCAAGAGCAGGCUUCCGUUGGAACCGAACUUCAGCAACAAAUUCGCGAAACGGUGGAGACGAUCUUUAGCGACACCAAUCUCUCCAAAGACCAGUUUAUGAAGGAACUGGUCGAGCAGUCGCCUGAAGGAUGGGUCACUUUGAAAAAAGUUAACAGCUUCAAGAAAGUCAAAACUCUAACCUCAGGGGAUGCCUCUGUUCUGAUCGAGGCCAUCAAGACUUCUUCAAUUUUACAGCUGAACGAUGAUGACACCAAACUUAGAAAAGCUCCAAGAGAUCAAAUUCAAGCUGCUGCCGAUGUACCAAUUGCUGGCUUGGCACCUGUAGCUGGGCAAUCCAGAGCACUUGUUUUGGCUUUGAAGGAUCCAAAGCUGGACAAAUCGAUCUACGUCAAAGGAUUCCCCAAUCCAGAUGAAGAAGGCUAUGAAGGUGACCACAGCAUUGAGUCUCUCGAAAAGGAUAUCCAUCGAUUUUUUGAACAGUAUGGUAACGUGAAAUCCAUAAAGAUGAGAAAAGAUGACGAAAAGAAAUUCAAGGGAAGUGCCUUUGUCGAAUUUGAAGCAUCUGACAAGGUUGAAGAAGUGUGUGCCCAAAGUUUGACGCGAAAAUAUGUUGUGAAGAAGUUUGAGGAACACAAAGACGAAGACUGGGCUAAGAAGGUUUGGGAAGAUAGAACCAAACAAAAGUCGAACAGAUUGGUCAAGUUUUCCAAUGCUGCUGGCAAGUCCAUAGGGAAAGUCAAGGAAUCAUUUGGCGCUGAUUGUGUUGGUUGGAUCGACUUUAUUGGUGAUGGCGUUGGUGUUAUACAAAUUCGCAACAAGACUGCCGAUGAGUUUAUUCAAGAAUUCAGUGGCGGUGAGCACAACCUCGAGUUUGCUAUUCCAACAGACGAGGAAACCAGGCUUUUCUUUGAUAAGAAAGAUGCAAAGCUAGCAAAGGUAGACGGCGGAAAUUCUCGGGGGCGAGGAAGAGGUCGUGGCCGAGGUCAACGCGGUGGUCGCGGUGGUCGCGGUGGACGUGGUGGACGUGGUGGUCACAAUGCCAGCUCCGAACCAAAGGGAGGCGAGGAGAAAUCUGUGGGACCCGUCAAGCGAAAAGCAGAAUCACAACCAGAGGGCAUACCACAAGUCAAGGAGACAAAACUCAAUGGUGCAUAG
Messenger RNA from Umbelopsis ramanniana AG, 1224 nucleotides. RefSeq lists its product as uncharacterized. The transcript is spliced from 7 exons. Lineage: Eukaryota; Fungi; Mucoromycota; Umbelopsidomycetes; Umbelopsidales; Umbelopsidaceae. Bases 1 to 1224 code for a protein of 407 amino acids. The record is from RefSeq and is a predicted model, not a curated record. Gene Ontology annotation, cellular component: nucleus. Gene Ontology annotation, biological process: RNA processing. Gene Ontology annotation, molecular function: mRNA binding.